Fibroporia radiculosa is the source of this 504-nucleotide messenger RNA. RefSeq lists its product as uncharacterized. The coding region runs from base 1 to 504 and encodes 167 amino acids. Lineage: Eukaryota; Fungi; Basidiomycota; Agaricomycetes; Polyporales; Fibroporiaceae. The transcript has a single exon. The record is from RefSeq and is a predicted model, not a curated record.
AUGGCUUCUGUUGAUAUAUCUUACCUUCCGAAUGGAUACGAUGAUUGGCACAAGGCGCUUCUUCAAGCUCUGUGUCAUAGGAUGAACGAUGAAGGUAGUCAAACGAGAACAGCAAGACGACUAAGCUCGUCUUGGAUAUCCUCCCUCUCUGUCAAUCGCUGCUUCCUCAUUUCGCUCUCGUUGCACUUUCUUUCUGGCUAUGUCUAUCCUCGUCUCCGCUUUCAAACGACGGAGAUCGCUCAAGAGCCUGAAGACGAGAUGGCUUCAAUUGUCUCGCCCUUGCCUCGCUCUUCUGUCUCAUUCCCCUCAUCACUUCGCCCUCUCUCUUGUUCAAAAACCCGCCUCUCUUCGUCUCCGUCUUCGAAUAACGACGACGAUCGGGCAAUGACUAACGCAAGAUGGCCUCUGUCGUCUACGCGUAUCUCGCUCGACGAGCACCUACGGUUCGCCCUCCCUCCUCCCCUCUGCCUCUCCCAUCCCCUUUUCUUCACCCUCGCCCUUUGA